Ilex paraguariensis (yerba mate) is the source of this 1279-nucleotide messenger RNA. NCBI's taxonomy places the organism in Eukaryota, Viridiplantae, Streptophyta, Magnoliopsida, Aquifoliales, Aquifoliaceae. The record is from the annotation of a GenBank genome assembly.
AACCUGUCAACUUCCAACAUUGAACCAGAGCCACAAGAACAUCAUUGAAAUGAAAUACAAAAGCUCAAACCGAACAUACUACUUCAGCUAAGCUAACCAUCACGACCCUUUCCUGAGUCCUACUUCUUCACCGGAAUUUUGGUCGGAAAUAAUGGCCGCCGUCACAACACAAGCUUCCGUUGCCGUUUUCCGGCCAUGUGCCUCCAAAACCAGGUUCCUCACCGGGUCUUCCGGUAAACUGAACCGAGAAAUCUCCAUUAAACCAGCAGCAUCUUCAUCGAACAAUUCAUUCAAAAUCGAAGCGAAAAGGGGCGAAUGGUUACCGGGCUUGGCCUCGCCGGUUUACCUUGAUGGAAGUCUUCCUGGUGACAAUGGAUUCGAUCCUUUGGGGCUGGCCGAGGACCCUGAGAACUUGAAAUGGUACAUCCAAGCCGAGCUUGUCAACAGCCGUUGGGCCAUGUUGGGUGUCGUCGGAAUGCUGUUACCGGAAGUGUUCACAAGUUUUGGGAUAAUCAAUGUUCCCAAAUGGUAUGAUGCCGGGAAAGCAGAGUACUUCGCAUCAUCGUCCACCCUAUUUGUGAUCGAGUUCAUACUGUUCCACUACGUUGAGAUCAGACGGUGGCAAGACAUCAAGAACCCUGGAAGUGUCAACCAAGAUCCCAUCUUCAAGAACUACAGCUUGCCUCCUAACGAAUGUGGCUACCCCGGUGGCAUUUUCAAUCCCCUCAACUUUGCACCCACCCUCGAGGCCAAGGAGAAAGAGCUUGCCAAUGGGAGAUUGGCGAUGUUGGCAUUCUUGGGGUUUUUGGUCCAACACAAUGUGACUGGAAAAGGGCCAUUUGACAACCUCUUGCAGCACCUUUCAGACCCAUGGCACAACACCAUUGUCCAAACACUCCGUGGUUCGUAAACCAAAUAGAGAUGAAAAGGAAGAUCUUGUUUGAUUGUACUUUGUAGUAAUGAGUGAAUGGUUGUGACUGAGGUUUAAGCUUUUUUAUUGUAAACAAUGGGCAGCUUUGAUGUAAAUUGGAAUUAAUUAAGAUGGCUAUUAUCAGUUCAUGUAAUUUCCACUUGAUACCGGCCGUCCUUCUAGCUUGGUGGUUGUGGACCUAAAAUUCCAAUCCUCAGGUUGUGGCUUCGAGGGCUUGUAGAGAGGGAAAUAUGAAGUAUUCUAAAAUACCUCCCUUUAAAAAAAUAAAAUAAAAAUUUCCACUUGAUCAUCAACAAUAUCGAGCUUAUUUUCUUACAUAUUUGUAAUUUUUUAGUUAUUAAUUUUUGA